Messenger RNA from Erinaceus europaeus (western European hedgehog), 2945 nucleotides. It is a transcript of the gene HIF1AN, whose product is annotated as hypoxia inducible factor 1 subunit alpha inhibitor. NCBI's taxonomy places the organism in Eukaryota, Metazoa, Chordata, Mammalia, Eulipotyphla, Erinaceidae. Bases 59 to 1108 code for a protein of 349 amino acids. The transcript has 8 exons. Gene Ontology annotation, cellular component: nucleus; cytoplasm. The record is from RefSeq and is a predicted model, not a curated record. Gene Ontology annotation, molecular function: [protein]-asparagine 3-dioxygenase activity; ankyrin repeat binding; peptidyl-histidine dioxygenase activity. Gene Ontology annotation, biological process: negative regulation of Notch signaling pathway; peptidyl-aspartic acid hydroxylation.
UUCUAGCCAAAACAGGCGAAGCUUCCGGUUCCGGCGGGGGCCGUCCCUAGUGGCGGAGAUGGCGGCGACUGCGGCUGAGGCCGUGGCCUCGGGCUCCGGCGGACCCCGAGAAGAGGCUGAAGCUUUCAGCUCCGCCUGGGAUGACUCCCAACUGCGCACGUACAACUUCCCGACCCGGCACAUCCCGCGUCUGAGUCAGAGCGACCCCCGGGCGGAGGAACUUAUCGAGAAUGAGGAGCCUGUGGUUUUGACCGACACAAAUCUUGUGUAUCCUGCUCUGAAAUGGGACCUCGAUUACCUCCAAGAGAAUAUCGGCAACGGAGACUUCUCCGUGUACAGUGCCAGCACCCACAAGUUCUUGUACUAUGAUGAGAAGAAGAUGGCUAACUUCCAGAACUUCAAGCCGAGGUCCAACAGGGAAGAAAUGAAGUUUCAUGAGUUUGUGGAGAAACUGCACGAUAUCCAACAGCGAGGAGGGGAAGAGAGGUUGUAUUUGCAGCAAACACUCAAUGACACUGUUGGCAGGAAGAUUGUCAUGGACUUCUUGGGUUUUAAUUGGAACUGGAUUAAUAAGCAACAGGGAAAGCGUGGCUGGGGGCAGUUGACUUCUAACCUCCUGCUCAUUGGCAUGGAAGGAAACGUGACACCUGCUCACUACGAUGAACAACAAAACUUCUUUGCUCAAAUAAAAGGUUACAAGCGAUGCAUCUUAUUUCCUCCGGAUCAGUUUGAGUGUCUCUACCCAUAUCCUGUUCAUCACCCAUGUGAUAGACAGAGCCAGGUGGACUUUGAUAAUCCAGACUACAAGAGAUUCCCCAAUUUCCAGAAUGUGGUUGGUUACGAAACAGUGGUUGGCCCUGGUGAUGUUCUUUACAUCCCAAUGUACUGGUGGCAUCACAUAGAGUCAUUACUAAAUGGGGGCAUUACCAUCACUGUGAACUUCUGGUAUAAGGGGGCCCCCACCCCUAAGAGAAUUGAAUAUCCUCUCAAAGCCCAUCAGAAAGUGGCCAUAAUGAGAAACAUUGAGAAGAUGCUUGGAGAGGCCUUGGGGAACCCACAAGAGGUGGGGCCCUUGUUGAACACAAUGAUCAAGGGCCGAUACAACUAACCUGCCAGGAGUUGAGGCCUCCUGCCAGGUGACUGCUAGCCCGUCCACACCGCUUCAUUGAUGAGGACAGGAGACUCCAAGCACUAGUAUUGCACGCUGCACUUAAUGGACUGAACUCUUGCCAUGGCCCCCGGAGGCAGGUGUUUGGGCAAGGCAGGGUGAUUGGUACUCCACUCCUAUCUGGAGGAACAGGACCAUGCCUCUGUGCCCCAGCACCUUCUCUCUGCCCCUCCUUCCUCAAGUCCUGCAUUCAGUGUGUGGAGUCCCAGUUUCUGGUUGUCAUUAUGUCUGUGUGUCAAUCUGUCAACUUCGGGUUGUGUGUGCGUGUAUAUGUAUGUGUACACACACAUGUAUGUAUCUGUUCCUUGCUCCCUCUUUUUGGGUCACAGUGCCACUUCUGGCUCUCAGCUCUAUCUCCUACAACCUUGGUGCCUCAGCCUGAGAGAAAGAGGAUGCUCGUGGCUGUCAGCUACAUCUGAUUUGCAGGGCUAUGCUGACCAUUAGGCCAGUUUGCCUCUUUACAGUUUUUGAAGAAUCAGGCUGUAAAUUGAGUGGGGGAAUGGCAUCUGGAACUCUAAUGGGGAGAGUAAGAAGGCUUGUCUUUUAAGAGCCUCAACAGUCUUCCUAUGAGGGAGAAUUAGACUUCUUGCUUGGUCCUUCAAGCUCAAGCCAUACAUAGUAUAGAGCCUUGGGACACAAGAGCCAAGGAUCAUACAUAUGUUCCAAAUUACAGAUACAAAAGGCUUUUAUCUUUAAGCACCAGCUCUUGCUCCCUGUGCUGGAUACCAAGGGAGUUCUAGCAGCAACUUCUUUAGGUUCUAGGAGUACAAGCCUCUGUGUGUGUGUAUGUGUGUAUAUGUGUGUGUUUACAUACAUGUGUACGUGUGUGUGUGUGUGUGUGUGUGUGUUGAGCACGUGUGUACACACUGGCCUGCCCUGGCUUACCAAGUUCUCCAUAGCUUAACCUUGUCUGAUAAGGACUUUCAAUGGGAGCCACAGGGAAGUACUACCUGACUAAAGUUUUUAGACUCAGUUUUAGCCAUUGUAUGUUGGUCAGGUCUCACUGCAGUCUGCCUGAGGCUGACUGACCAGAGCUUCCAGGUCCUAAUCACCCUCUGCCCAUGCCACAUCUACUCCUGCAGAACUCCCUGAGUAGUUGAAGUGGAGUCAAGCUUCGGUAGCUAACGCCAUCUGUCAUCCACCUCAGGGCAAGGGCAAAAUAUAGCCUUGCCUCUCUAAAAGCCAGAUCCUCUGCCAGAUCCCACUGUAGGAUUUCACAGGCACGCUCAGACUGGUGGAGCACAGAAGUGGAAUUUCCUUUUCUGUUCAUAGCUUACUCAUGGGAACUCCGUCUCAGGGCUACUGCUUACAGCUGAGCAGCUGUGCACUGCACAACUCAAAGGGCCAUCAUUCGCACCUAUUCAGUGGAAAGGGGCCCUCUGGAAUUGGGUGAUGUAGUGCCCCUGUCUUCUGCCCUCUGUUCCCAUCUCCUACUCCUUCUCUGGAAGGAAAGGAAUUGAAGUCUCUGGUUUGGGUGGUUUUUUUUGUUUGUUUUGUUUUUUGCCAAAGGUUUACUUCCAGUGUCUGAGCUCUGGCUUUUACUCCAAAGCUCAGUUUACAGUUACAGUGCACUGAUGGAUUAGAAGGGUGUGUGUGUGUGUGUGUGUGUGUGUGCGUGCAUGCGUGCGCACGUGUGCACCUGUGUAUAGUAUUUCAGGGGAGGGGUGUUUUAUUUUCACUGCCCCAUGCUGGGGUUCUCUGAUGCAGUGUGUGUGUGCAAACAUGGUACCUUCUCAAGUGUAGUUCUUUCAAAUACAGCCAAUGCUGGAAAACGUGA